Pectinophora gossypiella (pink bollworm) is the source of this 549-nucleotide messenger RNA. Its product is annotated as general odorant-binding protein 19a-like. Gene Ontology annotation, biological process: olfactory behavior; sensory perception of smell. Bases 94 to 459 code for a protein of 121 amino acids. The record is from RefSeq and is a predicted model, not a curated record. The transcript is spliced from 5 exons. Gene Ontology annotation, cellular component: extracellular region. Gene Ontology annotation, molecular function: dibutyl phthalate binding; odorant binding. NCBI's taxonomy places the organism in Eukaryota, Metazoa, Arthropoda, Insecta, Lepidoptera, Gelechiidae.
GUCAAAUAGAGCUCUUAUAAUAUGUUACUUUGACUUCAUUCUGACACGAUGUGUAAUUACAACACCUUAUAAAACAACCCGCUGGAAUGGAAGAUGACAAGGCAACAGAUAAAGAAUUCGGGGAAACUGCUGAAAAAGACGUGUAUGCCGAAAAAUGAUGUCACAGAAGAACAAGUUGGGCAAAUAGAGCAGGGGAAGUUCUUAGAGGAGAAAAACGUGAUGUGUUACAUCGCUUGCAUCUAUAGCACAAGCCAAGCAGUAAAGAACAACAAGAUCAAUCAUGACGCGAUGAUCAAACAAGUGGACAUGAUGUUUCCAGCUGAGAUGAAGGACGGUGUGAAAGCGGUCAUAGAACAAUGCAAGGGCGUUGGUAAAAAGUACAAAGACAUAUGCGAAGCUUCAUUCUGGACAGCCAAAUGCAUGUACGAAGCUGAUCCAGCUAACUUUGUAUUUCCAUGAUUCGUCAUUUGAAAUUCAUAUUCCAAUUUGAAUGUACUUAUAUAAUACAUUAUUUAUAUUUGAGGGACUAAUAUACACUUGAUGAUUUUA